Messenger RNA from Ipomoea nil (Japanese morning glory), 1753 nucleotides. Its product is annotated as transcription factor TGA2.2-like. The record is from RefSeq and is a predicted model, not a curated record. The transcript has 11 exons. Lineage: Eukaryota; Viridiplantae; Streptophyta; Magnoliopsida; Solanales; Convolvulaceae. Gene Ontology annotation, biological process: DNA-templated transcription; regulation of DNA-templated transcription. Bases 52 to 1560 code for a protein of 502 amino acids. Gene Ontology annotation, molecular function: DNA-binding transcription factor activity; sequence-specific DNA binding.
CAUCAUUUCCAGUUAUUAGUAGCUUGCUAGUGCCUAGGGUUUAGUUGAUAGAUGAUGGGUUCAGAGAAUAAUAUUAAUGGUAACGAUGACAACAAGCUUUUGCUUGGGGUUGGGGUCCCUUUCAUGGCCGCCGCUUCUGGUAGCAAAACCAAUCAGGUCUCUGUUGCUCAGCCGCCGCCGUUUCAAGAUCCGGCGGCGCUCAAUAACCACACUUUUCUUGCAACUAUGCAGUUACCCUCUUCAUCUCCGCCUCCCGGGAAUUCCAUGAACAAGGACAACAACGGAGCUUAUGAUCUGGGUGAGUUGGAUCAAGAGUUUCUUCUUUUUCUCGGCGACGCUCAAGCUCAAGAUCCCUCCUCAUCAAGCCAUGACCAACGACGACGUGCAGAGAAUUAUGAUGGGAUGAGGCCACCAAAUACUCUGAAUAUUUUCCCCUCACAGCCCAUGCAUGUCAACCCGUCAUCAACUGCGGAGGCAAUUGCUGGAUUGGUCGUCUCUCCGGAUACGCCCGAAGCUUCCAACAGACCAUCCCUGCCGUUAAUGGAACUUUCCAACCUUAAAAACAAAGCUGUUGUUGCUUCGGCUUCAGCUUCUGAUCCUCCCAAACCUCUUAAGCUGGAAGCAAGUGGAAGUCGUAGAGGUUCGACUUCAAGCGGAGACCGUCACUGGAAGACGUUAAGGAGGCUGGCGCAGAAUAGGGAGGCAGCUAGGAGAAGCAGGCUUAGGAAGAAGGCUUAUAUUCAACAGCUAGAGGAAAGCAGGAUCACGCUCAUACAAUUGGAACAACAAGUGGCAAGAGCCAUAGCUCGAGGAGUUCGUAUUUCUGAAAAUGGCAGUAUAGUUGGGGCUCAACAUGGGCAUCCUCUUUCCAUGACCAAAAUAACCCCUGAAGCUGCAGCUUUCGAGAUGGAGUAUGGUCGGUGGGUAGAGGAGCAACAUGGGAUGAUAUGUGAGCUCCGAAACGCAGUUAUUGAUGAGCAUGCGUCGGAGAUUGAUCUGAAGAGGUAUGUGGAUGCGUGUUUUGCACAUUAUGCAAAGAUGACGCAUCUCAAGUCCACGCUGGCAAAAUCCGAUGUUCUCUAUCUCGUCUCCGGCAUGUGCUGGACUCCCGUCGAACGCUGCUUCAUAUGGAUCGCCGGUUUCCGCCCAUCUCAACUUCUCAAGGUAAUUAUGAGGCAAUUGGAGCUAGUGACAGAGCAACAAGUGUUGGGGAUGAUUGCACUGCAGCAAUCAACCCAAGAAGCAGAAGAAGCCUUGUCACAAGGCAUGGAAGCUCUGAAUCAGACAAUCUCUGAUAUUAUUUCUUCUGAUAAUGCACUGUUCUACCCUUCCAAUCUGGGUACCUGCAUGGGCCAAAUGGCUGCCGCCAUCACCAAUCUCUGUACUCUUGAGACUUUUGUUAGACAGGCUGAUCAUCUGAGGACCCAAACACUCCAAAGGCUGUAUCAGAUCUUGACAAUCCGUCAAGUAGCAACCUGCUUUCUCAUCAUUGCUGAUUAUUUCCAUCGUCUCCGAGCUCUCAGCUCGCUCUGGUUGGGUCGCCCUAGGUUGGACAUUUGAGGAUGAUGCAUGGAUGUAUAUAUAUAUGUUCAUCAUCCAUAUAUCCGUCUAUACAUAUCCCCGGAUCAUAUGUAUAGCAAAAAAAGAGAAAACUGUUGAGCUAGAUAGUUAUGUUGUUUUCUCUUUUGUUUUUGGUUGAAUAGCCUCUGUAUGUGUAUGGGCUAUAGUCUAUAGAUAUAAUAGACAGAUAUAU